CAUUGAUGAACAACGGCUGUCGGUUUCGUUUAAAAAAGAAAAACAUCACACUAAAACUAGAGACGGUGAAGCAUGUUCGUGACAUUUUGGAUAAUUUGUGAGGAAGGGAGAGGAGAGGGAAAGUGCGACGGAGCGGACAAAGUUGACACUUGGCUGUCAUGUUUGGUACUUGUUGAAUAGGCUGUGUACGUACACAACACUGGAGCCUGUGUGGGCAGCGUGCUGGGAACAGGGUCUUCUGUAUCACCAUGAGGCAGUGACAGAACAGGCACAAUGAUGGCAGAGCUGGAAAUUGACCAGACCAACCUUCCACGUGUCCAAGAAGUGUGCCAGUGUUUUGCUGUGCUGGAGGAUGGAGUGUUGGCACACAACCUGCAGGAACAGGAGAUUGAGCAAUAUUACACCACCAACAUCCAGAAGAACCAGCUAGUGCAGAAUGACAUUCGUGUAGCCAGAAGACUGCAGGAUGAGGAGGAAGAGGAGUGGACCCAGCAGAGCACCCUCCACAGACAGGCUUCCAGACAGCUGGAGGAGGAAGACUUUGAGUAUGCCCGUGUAAUUCAGGAGGAGAUCCAGCGUUGUGCAGAGGAGGCCCGGAGGAGAGAGCAGGAGGAUGAGGAAAUAGCUAAACAAAUGCAGGAAGAAGAGGAGCAGAAAAUCAGCAGGAGGAGCAGAGGGCAGGAGGACCAGGCGGAAGAAGCGUCACUACAACCAGAGUCAGGCGAGACAAGCCUGAACCUGGGGGAGCUGCGUCAGGUCCUACAGGACGAAGAAUUGUCUCAAAAGCUGCAGGAGGAAGAGGCGAGGCUGCUGAGAAGGAAUUCCCAGCCCUCUCCACGUACUAACCCAGAAGGAGAUUUCCGACGCCUUGCGCUGUCCCCGCCCAGCGGACAACAACAUCCGGGUUACCGUGUGUUCAGACCGGACGCGUAG
Messenger RNA from Centropristis striata (black sea bass), 933 nucleotides. RefSeq names its product coiled-coil domain-containing protein 50-like. The transcript is spliced from 2 exons. NCBI's taxonomy places the organism in Eukaryota, Metazoa, Chordata, Actinopteri, Perciformes, Serranidae. The record is from RefSeq and is a predicted model, not a curated record. Bases 274 to 933 code for a protein of 219 amino acids.